Messenger RNA from Hymenoscyphus albidus, 4610 nucleotides. The record is from the annotation of a GenBank genome assembly. NCBI's taxonomy places the organism in Eukaryota, Fungi, Ascomycota, Leotiomycetes, Helotiales, Helotiaceae.
CUUUCCGUCAGCCUCGACUCGCCGACUCGCUCGCUACGAAAGUGCCCUCACCCUCAACCAGAGGUACUUCCAUUUGUACUCAGUCCUCCCGACCACUCGACUUGCAUGCCCAGAACCUCGUCGCAAAGCCCGCGAACCCCUGUCGAGGAUUGUUCGCAAGGCUCGAGAACGAGGCCCAAAUCUCCUCUUCGCGGUCGCAUUCCAUUCACCAGGACCACCACCACCACUCGGGACUCGGUACAUCAUCAUAAUCGCAAGCGGAGAAAGACCCAAUACCCCGGAGGAGGUGUGUUACUCCAACAAUGUCGGGCGCGACACCACAAUAUGAGGAGCGUGGGGGGAUUUUACGGAGUGUUCAUGCUCCCUUUGACACAAUGAGCCCAAGUGGACCUUCGCAGUCAAAACCUAUACCUUCUACCUCAACUUCGAUAACAGAGCACGACUACCGCUUCCCACGUAGACCUGAUCACCAACAACAUAACGACUUCAACCCGUGCAAUAGUAAUAGCUCCACCGCAACUUCCGGCACGAGUACCAGCACACUGGACAAGCUGGAUCAAUCACCAGAAAUCAGCGCGCGCAAAGAUUUGCUGCGCGAGAGUUUCUUUCCCACGUGGAGAGAUGAUGCUGCCGGCGAGGAGCUUGAUAGCCCAGAUGAGAUGCAGAGGAAGGAUCCCUUAGCAACGCAGAUAUGGAGGUUGUACAGCAAGACCAAGAAGCAAUUACCUAACCAGGAGCGAAUGGAGAAUCUAACCUGGCGCAUGAUGGCCAUGAGUCUGCGAAAGCGCAGGCAGCAGGAGGAAGCCGCUCGGUAUGCUGUAACCAACUCUACCAUGCUGGAUACUUUUCUGAUGUCGAAAAAUAGGUUGGCCAAGCAAGCGUCCGCAAGCACUCCAAGUGGAAUUGCGCAGUUGAGAAAGUCCUCGGAUCACCGACCAACCGCGAAUGCGGAUAAUUCAGAUGCGAUGAACAUCGACGACUUUAUCUUCUCGGACAACAUUUCAACUCCAGCGGGGCUGGACAUGUCUCCCUCCCCAGAAUUCACCAAGAAAGAAGCCGAUAACGCUACUUAUACUGUCGCUUCUGCAAUUCCAAUCAAAAUGCGAAAAGAACCAGUUCAAUUCGCUAUUCCCCAAUCCGUCCCUGCCCUUCACCAUAAUCCUCGUAAUGCCGAAGAAUUUAAUUAUGUGCAGAGACAUGUACGAAAAACCAGUAUUGAUGAGAGACGUGUAAGUACUUAUCUUUCGCGGUGACCCUUAUCAUUGAUUUACGAUUACGCCAUUUGCGAUAGCUUCUUGGUUAAGUUUCAUGCUGACCCUAUAUAGCCCCGCAAACGUCCUGCCGAUUUCUCUCCACAUGUCAAUUCAAUCAUGAUACCCAACAACCACGAUCACGAUGCCGAUAUCAACGAUUAUUCCUUAGAUCAACCUCAUCACCCCGAUAUGUCACAGCAACCUCAUCCUGCCAUGCCAUUUCAGCUCGACAACUUUAAUAUGGAGCACGAUCCCAUAAUUACUUCCGCUGGUCCUUUCCAGCAAAGCUUCAACUUUUCUCCCACAAACUCACCCCUGGUCCAGCAUGGUCCUUUCUCAGCCAUUUACAAUCAUGCUUCCAUGCCCUCUUCCUCAAUGAACUCAAAUGACUACUACUCGCCCCCCGGAAGUGCUUAUCCAUCCACCGCUUCAACUCCCCAGCCGAUCCCAGAGAAUGAACAAAUGUAUUUCCCCCAUCAUGGCAUGGACAUGCGUCCUCCCCGACCACAUACAUUCAGUCAUGGACCAUCUAGCUUAUCGAAUUCUAUGGGUCCUCAAUAUAUGUACAACGCAACUGGCGGUUCAAUGUUUACUGCCGUUACAAGCGGUGCUGGCCCAAGCAAUUCUUACACAGCCCCAGGAGGGUUCAAUAUGUCGCAACAUAUCGACCCUUCUCAAGUCUUUCAACCAGAGCAACCAGUGAGAUCUCCUGGUGUUCACAUGGGCCAUGAGAACAUGUUUAGUUUUGGAGCGGAUUCGGAUAAUGAAGAAGACGAAGGGGCUGCUUUUGCUGACAGAACUCUUAUGAUGCAACACGACUUUGCGCAAUCUCCAAUGGAAGACCCAAAUAUGGAAAUGAGUACUGGAGGGCCCUUACAAUGGGAUGCUUCUUUACCAGGACAAUUUAAUACACAGGCCGCCCGGUAUCCAGGUGGACCGCCACGAAAACAAGUUACCAUUGGAGGUACUGCUGACAUGGGUCCAUCCCCACUCGAUUGGGAUGGGUCAGCAGGCUCUCUGGGAAGAACGCAUGCCUCAAGUCAGUCCGUAGCGGAUAGCAGGAACAGAAAUGGGAACGAUCGUAGACAAAAGAUCCCCCGCACUGCAUCGACACCAAACGCGGCAAUGAUGGGACAACGCGGUGGAAACCCAUUUGAUCACAUGGCACAAUCAAAUCCCAAUUCGCCACCGGAUGCAAACAACAUGUCAGGCUUCUCUUCGGUCGCUCCUAGUCGGCCAUCUUCACCGGGUGGCUCUAAGCAUGGUUCUACAACGAAUUUGUCUGGUGCUGCAGGUGCGCAGGGUGAGAAUGGGGUUCCCACUACCUGCACGAAUUGUUUCACUCAAACAACGCCAUUGUGGAGGAGAAACCCAGAGGGACAUCCUCUUUGCAAUGCGUGUGGUCUAUUCCUCAAGCUUCAUGGUGUCGUUCGGCCGCUCUCGUUGAAAACAGAUGUUAUCAAGAAACGUAAUCGUGGAUCGGGCGCUUCUAUACCAGUCAGCGGAUCUGGCGGAACUUCUACAAGAGCAUCAAAGAAACUUGGUAAUGCUCCUAUAACCAGUAUGCCAAACACGAGGAAGAAUUCUGUUAUCGCGACCUCGAAUACAGCUCCAACAACUCAAGCCACCACUCCAACUAGUGUACGAGCUAGAAGUGUCAAUGAGAGCCAAAGCCCACAAUCUGUUACUGGAUCUGCUGGUAAUGGCGGCAGCACCGCAGGCAGCACACCUACCUCCUACCAUGGAUCUGCUGGCUCAUCAGUGGGAAACACUGGAGUCAGUGGUGGCAAAGGCGUCAUACCAAUCGCAGCAGCUCCGCCCAAAGCGACUCCAGGCCCAGGAGCAGCAGCAACAAAUAUGACAACCAGAACAAAUGUGGCGACUACCUCAAAAAGGCAACGAAGACACAGCAAGAGCGUAAGCGCCAUUGAAAGCAUGGAUGUUGAUUCUCCCGAAAACUCGACUGGUUCUAACGAAGCUGCCAAGUCAACUGGGAUGGGGUUGAUGAGCUCCGGUGGUAGCAUGACAAACAUGGGUCUUGCAAAUGGAUUUGGAAUGAGUACCCGACCCAUGGCUCCUAGCAUGGCUAUGCAGGGCAUAUCAGGUAUGGGCGGAUCUUCUGGAAUGGGAGCUCCAGGACAGAACGGAGUUGGUGGUGCUGGUACUGGCCCGCAAGAAUGGGAGUGGCUGACUAUGAGUCUUUGAACGAAAGCAUUUCCCGGGGUCUUUUAGGGCUUGUUUUGGAUACAUGGCGCUUGCACUGUUCCUUGGGAGGUUUCGGUUGCUUUUUUUCCUCCGCGAACGUCUAUCACCACUGGGAUCUGGGUCGGUACAUGUGAAGUUUUUCCUCGUUGAUGUGUUUCUUUCUCACGCCUUUGAUCUGCACAUAUACAGGAAGGGGAUACUACGUACGGGUUCAGAAGCGGGUUGUCACUAUCAUGUUUUUUUUUCCUGGCAAGUCUUUGCUUUGCUCCGCUUUGAUACCAUCGUUGCUCUUUUUCCUUUCCGCUUUUGGAUUCCUUGCUGAAUUUUCAGCUCGAUACUAAUCUGUCUUUUGAUCCGAGCGACGCCAUAAUGAAACGAUCACGUCUUUUCUCGCAGCAACGAUCAUGAGCUUCCAUUAGCUGUAUAGAAAUUUCAUGGAAGAGGCAGGCAUUUUGGCUUGCGUGUUUCUUGAUUGUCUGUGUCGAAUUCAUACUUCCAAAGGGCUUUGUUUGAAUGCGCUCGGAGUUUGCGAUGCAAUAUGGGUGCCCUGACAUUUCACUGUUUUAUAUGACGGGUCAAUGGGUGGACGGUAAUGGAGGGAAGGCUUAGCUGAUAAAUCUCUUUCUUCGUUCGGAUGAAAUGGAAAUUCUUCGGUUGCUUUACGUUUCAACGAACUUUUGGGGGUGGGUUUUGGGGGGAUAACACCCCUUUGGUCUUCUUUGGACUUUUGCGUUGCGUCGUUUUAGCAUCUCGUUCUGGGGGGUGAGGGGGCAUAGAGAGCAUUAUGAUACCUUGAUACCUUUUUUCUUUUCUUUGAAUUUUUUUCGUCGAAUUCAUUCUGGUUUCUCCUUUUCUUUACGUGUGCGAGUUGGGGUUUCUUUUUCUUCUCUACUGGUUUAUGAGAGGUGACGUGAAUUGUUUGGCUCUUACCUGAGAGUUGAGAGUAGUUUAUGGUGGUGGGUGCGACUGUGAACUUUGAGAUGGAUGACCUUUUCUUUUUUGUAUAUGGAGAGUGGGUAGAGAGGGGGCUUUGGGUGAUAGAUAGUUUGAGGUGAUGGAGCAAGGGGCUGUUCGGGGCUGGGGUAUGGUGGUGUCAGGGAAGGUGGGGUGGGUGCCUCUGGAGUUGUCUAGAUAAUUGAUACGGUGAUACAU